Molecule: messenger RNA, 954 nt
Organism: Penaeus monodon (black tiger shrimp)
Lineage: Eukaryota; Metazoa; Arthropoda; Malacostraca; Decapoda; Penaeidae
Product: chymotrypsin BII-like
Exons: 7
Coding region: 9-815 (268 amino acids)
Biological process (GO): proteolysis
Molecular function (GO): serine-type endopeptidase activity
Source: RefSeq, a predicted model, not a curated record
UCCAUAACAUGAUCGAAAAGCUCGCAUUUUUCCUUUUGUUCAUCUCUACUGCUAGCGGAAACCCAGCUGCGGGGAAGCCAUGGCACUGGAAAUCCCGAAAGCCACUGGUGGGUCCCCGCGGAUACCUCCCUGCCACGCCCUACGCUGCGACCUGUACCGAGGCCGUUCCUCACUCGUGGCCCCACCAGGUGGCUCUCUUCAUCGACCACAUGUACUUCUGCGGCGGUUCCCUUAUCUCUAGCGAGUGGGUCCUCACGGCCGCUCACUGCAUGGACGGUGCCGGCUUCGUCGAGGUGGUGCUGGGCGCCCACAACAUAGUCGAGAACGAAGCUACUCAGAUCUCCAUGACUUCCACCGACUUCUUCACUCACGAGAACUGGAACUCUUGGCUCCUCACCAACGACAUUGCCCUCAUCAAGCUGCCCAGCGCGGUUAAAUUUAAUGAAAACAUCCAAGCCGCCAGACUGCCAUCGGUCGACGUGUCUGCCGGCACUGUAGUUACGCCCACAGGCUGGGGCGACCGGUGUGGCGGCGCAAACGAUAUCCCCCCCGGCGUCCUCCAUCAAGCAGACGUUCUUAUCCUGUCCAAAGAUGAGUGCGACGCCGUGUAUGGAGUGGUCGGCGUUAUCUGCACUGGUGGCGGGAAGGGCACUUGCACCGGUGACUCCGGCGGCCCCCUCAACCUGGACGGCGUGACCUACGGCAUCGCCUCCUUCGGUUCCUCCGCCGGAUGUAAGGCUGGCUACCCCGACGCCUUCACCCGCGUCCACUACUUCCUGGAUUGGAUCGAACAGAAGACCGGCGUCACUCCUUGAACGGCCUAGUCCUCCUUUUUUUUCUCUCUCUCUUUUUUUUAGACCAUGUGCAGGCGUUGUGAAGAAAUUUAAAAAAAAUAUUAAGGAUUGGUGCUAUUAAUAGUUGAUAUUCUAAUUGAUUAAAGCCUGUUGUUACGAA